AUGUCAAGUAAAGAUAAAAGUGAUUAUGGAAAAAAAAUACAAGCAAAUCGAAGAUUAGCUGGAAAAUUGUUUGAGAGAACAAUAAAAUCAACUAAAGAAAAACAACAUAUUCCAAAAAAGACAAGAAUAAGCAUCAUUGAUGAGAAAGAUAAUAAUACAAUAGAAGUUGAUAUAGUAACUCAUGAACUUGAAAUUGAAGAGCGCAAAAUUACAUUAGAAGAACGAAAAAUGCAACUCAAACAAAAUGAAAUUGAUGUAAAGUUAAAAGAAUUGCAGCUCAAAAAAAUGGAACAGGAAUUGAAUAAAAAAAAUGGGAAUAUAUUAUUGUGUGCAAAUGGCAAACUUGCUUAG
This is a messenger RNA of Funneliformis geosporum, 351 nucleotides long. Lineage: Eukaryota; Fungi; Glomeromycota; Glomeromycetes; Glomerales; Glomeraceae. The record is from the annotation of a GenBank genome assembly.